AUGCUGCGCUCGCUGCAGUUGUCGCUGCGGCGUUCAGAGAGCGUGCGCGCGCUGCCUGUCGCUUGGAUGCGUCAUCGUCGCAUGUUGCCUUGUCCAGCUCCGAUCGCGGUGACGCAGUCGCUUUCGCUCCGAUGGCUUGCAACGACAGUCCCUAAUGGACAAGACUUUGAUACUGAACAAGCUCCUGAGAUGAAGAGGAAGGAGGAGGAGAAGAGGAUGAAGAUGGAUACAAAAUGCAGUGGUGAUGAUGGCGCAAGUGGACAAGAGGACGGGGACAAUCAGGAGGAGGAGCCGUUUCGGACAAUGGCUGUUGAACCCACGUACCCUAUGCGGAAGCUCCGUACGGACGUGAAUCAGGCCUAUUUUCCAGGUAAAGUGUACCGUUCGACGUCUCGAGAUGUGGUGCUUCGAGCCAUGGUCGGCAACACACUCAUUACGACGCUCAAAGUGCUGGCGUGGCUCAAGACGGGCUCGAAUGCCAUGCUCUCGGAAGCAAUUCACUCGCUCGUGGACACUGGCAACCAGGCGAUUCUGAUCUUGGGCUUGAAGCAAGCAUCGGGUGUGCCGGAUAAAAAGCAUCAAUAUGGAUACGGACGUGCUGCGUACUUUUGGUCGCUCAUUUCUGCACUAGGCAUCUUUUGGUUAGGUUCUGGUGUGACUGUUGUUCACGGUAUCCAGUCGCUCUUGGAUCCUCCGAAAGAGCUUUUUCUUUCGUGGGAAGUGUGGGGGGUGCUAGCAGCUUCUUUUGGCAUUGACGGAUGGGUGCUUAAGCGGUCAGUACAGGAACUGAGGGCUUCUCAGCCUCAAGACAUGUCGUUUUACAAGCAUGUGACACGGACAAAGGAUCCGUUUAUGAUGGCUGUCCUGCUUGAGGAUUUAUCAGCUUGUGUAGGUGUUGUUAUGGCUGGAUGCGGCAUUGGGGCCAGCCACAUUACGGGCAACCCGCUGUGGGAUAGCCUUGCAAGUGUUUCCAUUGGUGUGCUGCUUGGUGGUGUUGCAGUAUCACUCAUUCGUUUGAACCAAAAGUAUUUAUUGGGCCAGUCAGUGGAGCCGGAAAUUGAAAAAGGUAUCCGCGAGUUGCUGUUGGCGCGUCCGUCUAUUGAUAACGUCUAUGCUGUCCAGUCACAGUGGGUCGGACCAUCGACAUUUAGUUACAAGGCUGAAGUUGACUUCGAUGGGACGUUCUUGGCGGCGAAACUGCUGCGAAUGUACAGGCCGGUGUUUUUAGAGACAAAAGAUUUAGAAAAUGAUCUACCUCUCAUUCUCGCUUGGUAUGCGGAGGAUGUGACCCGUCUUGUUGAGAAAGAGGUGCAAGAGGCCGAAGAGGUAAUUCGCGGCAUCUACCCCGAGGCCGCAUUCAUUGAGCUGGAACCUGAUAGUAAGGAGUCAGAGAUGCAAGCCGUGUUAAGCAUGCAGACAAAGUCUUCCCGUACGAGCGAGCGUGAAGCCAUGACGCGAGCGUUGGCACUGCUUGCACGGACAUUAGAGCGGAAGACAACAGGCGCUGAUCGUCCAGGUACUACAGGCACGAGUCAAUAG
Molecule: messenger RNA, 1539 nt
Organism: Peronospora matthiolae
Lineage: Eukaryota; Oomycota; Peronosporomycetes; Peronosporales; Peronosporaceae
Source: the annotation of a GenBank genome assembly